This is a messenger RNA of Eriocheir sinensis (Chinese mitten crab), 5549 nucleotides long. RefSeq names its product WD repeat-containing and planar cell polarity effector protein fritz homolog (gene frtz). The record is from RefSeq and is a predicted model, not a curated record. Gene Ontology annotation, cellular component: axonemal basal plate. NCBI's taxonomy places the organism in Eukaryota, Metazoa, Arthropoda, Malacostraca, Decapoda, Varunidae. The coding region runs from base 129 to 2750 and encodes 873 amino acids. Gene Ontology annotation, biological process: cilium organization; nervous system development; establishment of protein localization. The transcript is spliced from 12 exons.
AGGACGGGGCAGGGCAGCGGGAAGGGCCUGGCGAGUGUGUGGCGGCCCAGCACGGCGGCGGCGGGUGUGUCCUGCCCGGGGCUGUUGUUGGUCACACAGGCACCUCAGGGCGGGAGGAGGUGCGGCUAAUGUUCACACAGGGCAGCCUCCUCUGGCAAAAUGCUCCAGUGAGGUCCGCCAUGGUCACGCUGCUGGGGGACACGCACUUCUGGACGCUGAGGGACGAUGUGGUUAUCAAGGACGCAGACAUGGGCGCCUUCAGGUACCAGGACAAGAACACAGUGAGCAAGGAGCGAGUCUACUAUGAGGACAAGAGGCAGUACCUGGAGGCGCGGGGGUUGAUGGUGACCCCAAAGAACAGCCGCCCCAUCAGACUGAGGGACUCGCUCAGGGAGUUUGAAGAGUUGCUGGCCAAGGAGCGUGUGGUGUGGGAAGCCUGGAAGUCACCCACACUGUACCAGCUGAUCUUCGCCUCAGGAAUCAUCACAACCCUCUCUGUCAACGCCCAGACCGGGGACCUGACCAGGGUGGCCUUUGACAAGUUCCUGGUGGGCAAACUGCUUUCCGAACACCUGGCUGAUGUUGUCAUCACACAGCACCACAUGAUAUUCUCGUACAAUGAGUGCCGGCUCACUGUGGUGCACCUGAUGCGCCCAGCACCUGAGGGCCAGGUCAUUGAGAAGCUAUCAGCACUGGACCCCAAGCUGCACACCUGUGAAGUGGCGGGACCCUCAGGGCGUCGCUUUGAACGGAAACUAUCGGCCAACCUCUCGGGGGACAUGGUGGUUGUGUGGUGGCAGACGAGCGACGACGAGGUGUACCCCUGGAGUCCCCUCGCCAAAGACCGGGACCGUGCCAACAUCCUGGUCUAUGGUCUGCGGGGCGCCUCGCUAGACCUCGUGUGUUACUGCCGCACAGAGAUGGCCCCUUUGAGCGUCUCCUUCAGCCACCUUCAGCCCAGCGUGUUGCUGACAGUGGAGCAAGGCUUUGGGCGCAAGGGUGGAGUGACGGUGCUAAGCUGUGUGUAUGAGGUUGAGCGUGGGGCCCUGCACCGCGUGGGUGUGAGCAGUGUUCCCCUGGAGGCGCCCCUCACCGCCCAUGGCCACACCCCCGCCGAGGACAGGCUGCUGCUGGCCUGCAACAACGGGGUGCUGGCCCUGCACGGCGAGGCCCGUGGCACCACACACCUCACCAAGGCCGGCCUCAUCCCCGCGGCCCUGGCCUGGCUGGACACUGGCACACUAGUGGCUGCAGCAAAUGAGCGUGGCCAGCUGCAGUGCUUUGACCUGGCCCUCUCCCUGGUGCGGCUGCAGCUAUCCGCCGAGGACCCCGCGCCCCAGCGUGUGCUGGACCUCUCAGAGCACCUGAGUCACCGGCCCAGCCUGGCACGGCUGAGCUGGGCGCCGGGGCGGCCGCCGGGCGACACCCAGGCCGGGCCACGCCUCCUGCUGCUGCACUACACCCGGGGGCCGCUGGCCUGCAUCAGGGUGGACAGCGGGGCCGAGGGCCGGGGCGGCCUGUCAGCCCUGGCACUGGCCAGCCAGUACGUGAAGCACCGCCAGCUGGACGAGGCGGUCAACCUGCUGGUGUCCCUCAGCUGGGAGCAGGAGGGGCCGGCGGCCAUGAAGUGCCUGGCGGCCGUGGCCAAUCACCUGCUGCGCUGCCCCCUCACCCCCAUGCGCCUGGCUCAGCUAGAGGCGGCCCUGGCCACCUUCCACGUCCCGCUGCAGCCCCUCAGCCCGGCCAUUGAGGAGGAGUUUGGCCCGGCCGUGCGCGCCCUAACCAGGAGGUUCUUCUUCAAGGUGUUGAGGUCAGGUCGGCUGGAGAAGGCCUACCGUCUCUCCCUUGACCUCCAGGACUACGACUGUUUCCUGGCCGUCCACUCCAUGGCACAGCGCCGGGGCGAGACUCAAAUCGCAGCGGCGGCACUCGAGAACGCCCACAGCCUCGAGUCAUCCUGUGGGUCGAGUGCCUCCUGCAGCUCCCUCCUCUAUGGGGGGUCCGACGGCAAUACUUCGGAGUCCUGCGGAGAUUCCUGCUCGACGUGCUUCUCCAGGAGUCCGUCAGAAGGGGAGGAGGAGGAGGAGGCUGCAGCGGCGAGUGACCCAGUUCCGUCAGGGUUGCCGAGCGGAAGGGGCAGCGUUCAACCACCCUUGCAACCAGUGCUGAACCUGGCGGAUAGGCUACGACAUAUGAGCAUAGGAGGCAGUACCCCACCCUCGGCAGCACCCCAGGCCGCCCCAGAGCUACCCCCAAGAAGCCCCAGCAGACCACAUAGACCGCCUAGCCUGCCGCACGCCAUAACCUCGCUUGACGGUACCAUAACUAUUAACAUACGCCAGCAAGAAGCAUCUCCCCGCCACCCCAUCCCUCAGCACACAGGCGCCCCACACACCCUACCUCACCCCUACACCCCAGUCACACCCCAGACUCACUACGCAAGGGCUGGGGGGGUCGUGAGGGGUCCCAGGCCAGCACGGGAGGUGUUCUACUCUUCCGAUCCCAAUGAAGAAUUUGUGGACUCGGAAAUGGUGUCGGUUUUCAUGGACAAAAAGGACAUGAGGAAGAGUUACGAGAGAGCGGUUUACCAUGGUUUAGAUGGCUACUUCUGGGAGCCAAGAAGUGUCUACCGAGGAAGAGGACGGCGGGACAGUGAAGGUUGUGCACUUCGGCGUGGUGUGAGGCCGCCCCAAGGCACCGCCCGAGGAGCUCCACCGCCCGCCCGCUGGCUCAACCCCAGGAGACAGUGAGUAACCUGCCGUCAGCGCUCUACUCCGUGUAUCCUUCACUUGUUUGAAUGGAGGAAUUGCUGAGACAAGUGGAGGUGCUACUCAGCAUGGAAGGUUUUUUAUUGGUACGGAAAGAACUCGACAGGUUACAGAGCAUAUGCCCAUCAAGUCCCGUACCCAAGAUGCUGAGUCCUGAGUUUGAAUGGAGGAAUUACCAAGACCUGUGGAGGGCUACUCAGCGUGGAAGGUUUUUAUUGGUACGAAAAGAACUUGACAGAUUACAAAGCAUAUGUAUUAACCCAGUAGCAGUGGGAUCAUGUUUCUUAAUGGUCCCUCUAAGCGAGAAAAAUGAGAAAAAAUCAUCACACACAAACCAUUUCAUAAUAUAUAUCAAAGCAUUUGUGAUCAGUUUAUGUAUCAUCUAUUUUGGGGGGGUUUAUAUCAUGGCACAAAUUUGGCCCGUCGCUGCUACACGGUAAAGCCACAAAUUUGGCCCGUCACUGCUACACGGUAAAGCCACAAAUUUGACCCGUUGCUGCUACUGGGUUAAGUCUCUUGCCCUAAGUGUAGUACCAAGUUUGCCGUUUAUGCUGGAGUGUUUCCGCUGCGUCCCUGAGCUGGAAACAAGUGCCAAAGCUGCGUUCCAGUAUCAUGAUGUGUGCCAAAGAGGAGAUAAUGUAGAAUGAUUGAGUUGGAAGAGUACAACCGUUUGUGUGACGAGAGUUUGGAAAAAAUUUAAGUGUAGUGUGUUACGUAUGGAAGCAGUAAUGGUGUGCUGGUGCCAACAUUCCAAGGCUCAGUUUAAGUUAUUGGUGCCAAAAUAACAUCACUGAGGCAUGUCACUUCAACUGGUGCGAGCAUUCCAAGGCUCACACAGUAUAAGUUAUUGGUGCCAAAAUAAAGUCUAUCACAGAGGCUUGUCUCCUCAACUGGUGCCAACAUUCCAAGGCUCAGUUUAAGUUAUUGGUGCCAAAAAAACAUCACAGAGACAUGUCGCUUCAACUGGUGCCAACAUUCCAAGGCUCAGUUUAAGUUAUUGGUGCCAAAAAAACAUCACAGAGACAUGUCACUUCAACUGGUGCCAACAUUCCAAGGCUCAGUUUAAGUUAUUGGUGCCAAAAUUCAGUCUGUCACAGUGGCAUGUCACUUCAACUGGUGCCAACAUUCCAAGGCUCAGUUUAAGUUAUUCGUGCCAAAAUUCAGUCUGUCACAGUGGCAUGUCACUUCAACUGGUGCCAACAUUCCAAGCCUCAGUUUAAGUUGUUGGUGCCAAAAUUCAGUCUGUCACAGAGGCAUGUCACUUCAACUGGUGCCAACAUUCCAAGGCUCAUGCAGUCUAAGUUAUUGGUGCCAAAAUAAAGUACAUAUAUUAGCAUUAAUUACUAAAAACCUCUAUAAUCGAUAAUAUAUUCUAAUGGCCCUUGCUGUAAAUGUGAUUCAAGCAGUCACCACUCUUGAGGGUCUGGUUCCUCUUGGCUGUGGCUUCAUGGCAGGUCGUGGCUCCCUGAUGAGGCCGUCCCCUCUUGAGAACCACACAUCUAAUACACAAGCAUGUCAAGUGUCAACGUACAGCAGGUACAACUGUCUUACAUCAGGAUAAUCUCACCCUUAUAGAUACUUAGGGAAACACAUGUAUGAAAGUCUUUGGCAACUGAAAUAAUCUGGAUUCUUUGCCCUUCAAGUUUCUCGAAGCUGUGAUACAGCAGCACAGAAGUCUGACUCUGGCAAGGGAGUUCCCAAGUGGCAUCUUACUUGGCACUCAGGGUGUAAACAGGGGGCCAGUGUCUGUGGCUGUCCCUGCAUAGAAAGAAGUACCUCAGGCCUCAGGGUCAAGUUACUUACUGGUGGGGUGGCCAAUAUCUGUGGCUGUCCCUGCACAGUAAGAAGUAUUGCAGGCCUCAGGGUCAAGUUACGUACUGGUGGGGUGGCCAAUAUCUGUGGCUGUCCCUGCACAGUAAGAAGUAUUGCAGGCCUCAGGGUCAAGUUACGUACUGGUGGGGUGGCCAAUAUCUGUGGCUGUCCCUGCAUAGUAAGAAGUAUUGCAGGCCUCAGGGUCAAGUUACUUACUGGUGGGGUGGCCAAUAUCUGUGGCUGUCCCUGCAUAGUAAGAAGUAUUGCAGGCUCAGGGUCAAGUUACGUACUGGUAGAGUCCAUAAGAUUUGUAAGGAGCCAGCUACCUUCAACCUGGUUCUCCCUUUGCUGAGAGUCAUAGAAUAUAGUAGUCACCUCAUUACAGUGGAUAGGAGACAGCCAGUGUUCCUUACAUUAUUCUCAACAGGGUAUAUUUCAAGCGGAACACUUUUGCUUCGUAAUUAAUCAAUAGUUCAGGUCUGCUUCGAUGUUAGUGUUUCCAAUGUUACAUACGAGUCAUCUGGUGUGUUGUGUGCAAGGCUCUCUUUUGUGUUACCCAGUGUGUUAUUUUGUGUUGGUAACGUGUAGUGUGUUGUCAGGCCUUGAUAGAGGUAGACUACACUGUUUCCCUUUGUUAGUCUUCUAGUCCACUAAUAUAUGAUAACCCGUGUCAUUCCGCCCAUAGAAGUAGGAGUACAUAGUCAUUGGCACCGUUCCGUCCAUAGUAACCGUUCCGUCCAUAGUGGUAUUAGUAGUAGCAUAUGUUCAUUGUCACUUUGUCCAUAGAGUUAGUCCACCUCUUCCACUCCAUCCACAAAUGUUCCACUCAGCAGCCUUUGUCAGUCUGUCCAUUGUAAUAAGAAUCUCAGGCCUUUAGAUUAAGGUGUUAACAUUGUAUUAUAGUCUACAGAUUUGUACUUGUAUAGAUUUAUCAGUGAUGGAAAGUACAAGAUAUUUAACUCAUGAAAA